GAUCUGUAUAUUUUUCCUUUAAAAGUAUUUAAUGGAUUAGAAUCUAGAACGUAGGUAUUUUGCUAAGAUGGCUCCCUCUAUUAGUUGAACUGUCAACUAUACGCGUGUCGUCCAUGUUCCGAAUGUGGUGUGACUUAUUUUUGUUUUGUGUUAAUUUUCCAUACGAUAAAAUAAAUGUGAAAUGUAACAGUAUGUGUCAUUCCAUAUAGUGGAACCUUGCUCCGGCUGAAUGGAUCCCGCCGUCGCGUGGUAUCAGCCCGAGCAGGAAGGACCCGCGAAGCGCCUGUGGCUUCGUAUCUGGGAAACUCAAAGUGAAAUAGACAAAAUGAACUUGAAAAACUUAGAGAACGCUAACCCAAAUGUGAAUAAAGCUCAAGACUUUAUACCAAUAAAUGAUGUGAAUGGUGAAAAUAGGAAUAACAAUUACUUCAACCCAGCGCGGAGGAAAAUGAACGAUAACCGCGCAUCGACAUUUAACCUGAACAAAAACCACGAUGCUCUCAUAGGCGAAUUCGGUGGGUGUCCGUGGAGGAUACCCAACUAUAUGUACAAGCCAGGCAUUUUGGGCCUGCACGAGGAGAUCGAGCACUUCUACAACUACAUGUCUCCAACGGAGACGGAACACAUGGUGCGCACCACCGUGGUGGCUCGCAUCCGGUCGGCCAUCCUGUCCCUGUGGCCGCAGGCGCGGGUGGAGGUGUUCGGCUCGUUCCGCACCGGCCUGUAUCUCCCAACGAGCGAUAUCGACCUCGUCGUUAUUGGUCAAUGGGAGAAGCUGCCGCUGUGGACGUUGGAGCGCGAACUGGUGUUGCAAGAUAUCGCGGAAAAGGAGAGCAUCAAGGUGCUGGAGAAGGCGACAGUGCCCAUCGUUAAGAUGACCGACAAAUACUCCGACGUUAAGGUUGACAUCUCCUUCAACAUGAGCAGCGGGGUCAAAAGUGCUGAGCUCAUCAAACAUUUUAAGGAAAAGUACCCGGUGCUCUCCCGUCUCGUGAUGGUCCUGAAGCAGUUCCUGCUCCAGCGGGACCUGAACGAGGUGUUCACCGGCGGCAUCUCCUCCUACUCUCUCAUCCUCAUGUGCAUCAGCUUCCUCCAGCUCCACCCGAGACCGGAAAGACUGAGGCAGCCCCACAAUCUGGGAGUGCUGCUGAUAGAGUUCUUCGAGCUGUACGGAAGGAAAUUCAAUUAUGUGAAGACAGCGAUAAGGGUCAAAAAUGGAGGAUCCUAUGUGUCUAAGGACGAGAUUCAGAAGGAGAUGAACGACGGCCACCGUCCGUCGCUGCUUUGCAUCGAGGACCCGCUGACGCCCGGCAACGACAUCGGCCGCUCCAGCUACGGCGCCAUACAGGUCAAACAGGCGUUCGACUACGGCUACAUCAGCCUGCAGCAGGCGGUGGGCCCGCACGCGGCGCUGCUGGCGCGCCACAGCGUGCUGGGCCGCGUGGUGCGCGUCACCGACCACGUGCUGCAGUACCGCCGCUGGGUGCGCGACACCUUCCAGCCCUACUUCUUCCCGCUGCGCCGCGAGCGCUCGCCCGCCACCGACCCCGACCAGGAUCAGGAGUGGACGGACAGCUCGGAGCACGCGUCGCCGGCGAGCACGAGCCCGCCGCCGCUGUGGGCGCUGCAGUGCUCCUCGCCCACGCCGCGCCGCGUGUCCGCGCACCAGAGCCUCAUCAUACACCACAUCACCAGCAACUCCGACUUCAACAACAUACCCUCCGGCGUAAUCCAACGCUACUCCGGCAACCAGGCCGACAACAAGCGCGGCCCUCGCGCCAACCACAGCAGCGGCGCCACCAACGCCGGCAAGCAGCGCCGCUUCUCGCCGCCGCGGCGCCCCGCCGAGCGCCACAAGAAGCGGCGCCAGUUCGCGCAGCAGCGAUGAUGACGCGACCCCGUGCGGCACAAGUGCGACAACUGAUACGUGUCAUUGUGAUAAGUGGGGGAUUUAAAGGAAAAGUGCAGUGAGCGAUUCGUAACAAGAGAAGUGUAGUGAUGCAAUUGGAAAAUGAGGGAUUUGAAAUGUUGUGAAACUUUGUAGUGUGAAGAUUGAAGUUCAAAUUCGGAUCAAAGAAUUUGUAGUGUGAAAUCUGCGGAAAAUAAAUGUACUUGUGUGUUAAUUGUGUCUUAGUGGAAUACUCUGUGACAUUUCGUAGUCUGUUAUUGGUAUAGUAUACCACAAAACAGUAGAAUAUACAUGAGACAAUCACAUCUUUGUCCCUUACGGGGUAGACAGUCUCGAAAAGACAGCAAGGCCACCGAAAGAGAUAAAUAUGUGAUUGUAUGUAUUAGAUAUUCUAUUGAUAAUUGAUUUAGAAUACUAAAUGUCAUAAACUUAUCUAAUCUAAGACAGUCGACACAUUAUUUGGUGCACUUAUUUUUGCAGAUAAUAAAAUACAUUUUAAACACAAUAGUCUGGUCACACGGAUCCACUCUCCAGUUUCUAAUCAAAUAGUAUACUACGCUUGAUACCAUGAAAAAUAUGUAUGUCCAUCACUGCUUAGUGAUAUGUAACUUAAACAUAGGGCAGUAUUGUAAAAGGUCAAAAUUAGUCAUUUAAUAACAUGAAAAUGUCGACGAAGUGAGGCAUCUAGCAGAUUGUGUAAAUUUUGUGCUGGCAUAUUAUUAUUACACUAUAAGGAGAACCAAAAUUAAAAUUAUUAAAAAUAUUAUUUUAGGAUUCAAAGUGAAUAGUUGUCAAUAUUAUAGUAUGUACAACUGUAUAAAUUCAUCAUUACAAAAGCAAAUAUCGAUGUUAAAAUGUAACAGCUGUCAGCCUCGUCUAGGUAAGAUUGUUAACAAAAGAUUAUUAACGUAAAAGAUCACCCAAUAUUUAAAUCCUAAAAUUUAGUAAGAAGCCGUGAAAGUAAUCUCCAUCAUCUGUCUAUUUGUAAAGCACAUAAUUUUCAAUCAAAAUUCCAUAAAUGCUAGAUUUCUCGUCCUACCAGUCAAUAGAUACGUGUUAUGACUGCUAAUAAGAGGUUUAAUUUGUUAAGAUAAUGCAUAACAAAGACAAUUAGUAGUCGCGCGAUUUCUUGCCCUUUGAAGCUAUAAAGAUAACCCGGACAUAAAAAUUCGUGAAUCUGACUCGUAAUACAUUGUUGUAAAGCAAAACUUAUUCCCUCGUUGUGUUGCUCUACAAGUUGGUAGAUAAAUAUUCGUGACUGCUGUUAUAGUAUAAUUUGAAACAUCAAAGAUUAUCCGCCGCUCAACGCGUUGUUUGACAAGUUUGACGACUGCUGUAUAAACGUGCGAAUCUUAACCAUCGCUUCAAUUGAAGGAUUCACGUUUUGGGGGUAAGAAGUGGGAUUUUAGCUAGAAACAGUGUGUGAUCGAGGAUCGCCUGGCGCCGACUUUAUACUAUACGGGUCCUAUGGCAUGGCUGGACAUGUUUGUUUAUAUUUACUCUAUUCAUGUAGAUGUCGCCACCGGCUUGCAAUUUUUUGUCUGGUGCCAUCCACAUUUAAUAGAAUAAUGUUCAUGUUAUUAGGACCGAUCGCGGAUUUUUGUUUAGGCCUGUUGAGAGAAAAAUUAACUCAAAAUCAACUGUCGACUGGGUUAACGCUAAACCAAUCCCUCCAGGCGGCUUCGAUAGAUAAUGACGUGUGUGGAAAGCAAAAAUAUCUUUUUUUUUAUCUCUUUGAGAUGUUGACUGCGAAAGGUAAUUUUUUACAGACCUUUGCUAGGUGAAAAUAAAAAAAAAUAUCAAGUUACCUAAUAUUAGAAAUAUCACAGUAACCUAAGAACAUUAUAGAUGUACUAAUGGUACGUAAUUAUUUAAAAAAUACAAUGAAAAAAAUAAAUAGUUUUGUGUUUAAAAAUGGCCGCGCAACAUAAAUUUAAGCAAUUUUUCCAUUUGGUUGAUCAUAUAGACUUCCUAAAUGAUUCAGUCACAAAUACAGACAGAGUAAGCUAAGUGCCACUUGUAUAAAUUAGUUACUGAAUCAUAAGGAACUUGGAUUUGGUUUUAGUCAAGUUGAAUACGCACUAAAUUAUUAUUUUUGACGUAUGUGGAAUUCAUUCAUUACAUUCACUGCGAAAUAAAAUAACCAAAAUAAAAAAAAUAGUAAAAGAUUACGCAAAUUGAAGUAGAUAUCAACUUAAUGAAACAUAUAUUUGUAAAGGGUUUAUGAAUUUCUAUUAAAAUAUCACCUAAAUAAUAAUAAAAAAAUGAAUAAUAAGUAAUGGUGGUCAUUCGGGUAUGAACUAAAGGUAUGUUGGUUCAAACUCCAGUGCCAUACCGAUAACCUUUAUGUUAUGUACCAUAAAGGUCCAUUUACAGAUGCUCUUACUAUGAGUAAAUAAAUUAUCAGGGAGUGUGAAUAAGAAUCACAAAUGAAACAAACAAACUGAUAACUAAUCUUUCAUUUCCACAUUAUACCUUCUGCUCCAGGGCCUGCUUGACAGUUAUCAGUAUGGCCCGAAUAUAAUUCCUAAGAUUCCAAACCCAGUAAAACUUAAAUCUUAACCAGAGUCCAGCAAAGGGAUUUAAAUGAUUAAUUUUUAAUAUAAAAUAUUAUUUUAAGCCAGUCAUUAAUUUAAUCGUUGUAGAUUGUUUAAAGUUAUGUUUUAAAUUAUUUUAGCUUUGUUGUGAUCUAGUUUUUGUUUUGUAAUGCUGUCUUUGUCUGACUGGAACUAUUAAUAAGAGACAGCUUAUUAAAUGGUCCUUCGGCGGCAUUUUAUUGUUGAACUGUAUGUAAAGGUUAAAUAAAUAAAUGCCACGAUUAAAGAAUUUAACUGAUAUAAAAAUUAGCUUUAGUUUUAUUAAUUUAAAUUGCAAAUAUGGGUUAAAAUCUUUAAACUCGACAAAUUUUUCUUCUUAACAUAAAUCCCGUGAUCAUCACUAAAAUUAAAUAGUAAGGUUUAUUUCUUACUACACAAAUUCUAGAAAAUAACGCUUAACUAACGCGUAAAUUCCCAGCUAAAUUAAACCCUAUAUUUAUAUUCAUUGGUGGAAAAUCGUAUGAACUAAGUUGUCAUAGCACCCCGGAGACCACUGAAACCAAUAUAAGUGUUUCUUCUGGUUUACGAUGAGAAAUAUGACCGUUAUUAAGCAGUAAUUUACAAAUCGGUCGCGCGGGACUUACUAAAAAUAUGAUACGUCGUAAACAUUAGGUACCAUAGGACAGGCAGAAGUUGCUUCUUGUAAAAACCUGAUUAGUCCACUGUUCGACUCCAGUCUUCUGUUUAGAGAGGUUAGGACGCAACCGGGACUUACAUACAUACAUAUUAUCACGUAUAAAUCCCUUGUGGGAUUAACAUAGUCCAUAGUCUUGAAAUGACCGAAAGGCCACGUACAGCUGUAUGGCUUCAUAAUGGGAUUGAGAUUCAAAUAGUGACAGGUUGCUAGCCCAUCCCCUAUAAGAAGAAUCCCAAGUUUAUUAGCCUAUCCCUUAGUCGUCUUUUACGACAACCGUGGGGAAGAGAUGGAUUCUUUCAACACCAGAAUAUACGAUGAUGUUUCGUCAUAAACAUAGAAUUACUGUGACUUUAGACCUUAGCUAGAUAUCGGUACUCUUCAAUAUCUUUGUUACGAUUUCGACUUUUAAAAUUUGUUAAAUUAACUUGAAUUUAAUAAAAGUCAUAAUUAAUUACUAUGUAGCCAUUUAGAUAAGUAUGGUCCAAAUUAAAAUAAAAAACAACAAAAAAGGAGGCAAAUGACGGUAGACUUGACCAUACAUCAAAAUCAUUAAAAUCAGAGUCUAAUUGGCAAAUUAUGCAUUUAGUAUAAGACUGCUUUUUGGGCGAAAUCAUUUAUGUCAUAUAUAAAAUAAAAAUCAUUCGAUUUUAAAACGUUGAGAAUAAUACUCUAAUCGCAAACACUUCACAUUUUAAGAGGUGUUCAUAAGAUUUCGUAGGUAGUACAUGAACCUUAUACCUUCGAAAUAAAGUACGAUUUGCCACGCCGUCAUUUCUUAUAUUUAUUUAUUUCAUCACUUCGAAAUAUUCGUGCGUCGACAUAUUUUUGCGGGUUAUUAAAAUUUGUCGAUUGCUACUUUUUUCAUCAAAUUAACAAGAAAAAUCCAAAGUUAAUUUAAACAACAUAAUAUUUUUGCGCACUUAUGAAACAAGUUAGUAGAAUUACACGUUGGGCGCCAAUUUCAUUAACCUGUCGUUAUUAAGACAAUUAACAAAAUUGGCGCCCAACGUGUUUCACAAUAUUAUACUGAUUGAUUAUUAUUUCUAAAUUAAAAUCAUACUGCCUCAUUUAUGGCGCUAUCAAAAGCCAUUAAUCGCAUCAAACAAAAUAUUUAAACGCUUCAUUGAGCCUUAAAUUCAGAUAACGACAAUAUAUAAAGUAUUUAAAGCCGUUUGUUUUUAGUGUUUUGUAAAACAUUGUCGACGCACCAACUGACCAGUCAUGAAUUGUAGAUCUCUUGAAAGCUGUAUGUAUAUUUCUAUUUAUUUGUAUAGUUUUUGUAACAUAAAGUAUCUUAGUUUAGGUGUUUUUACCAUUUAGUAAAAAAAUAUAAAAAAUUUAUAGACUUGUUUUGUAUUAACAUAUAAGUUAUUUUUUUUCACUGCCUUAAAUGGCAACACUGGCUCGUUAUGACUACUAAAUACGAGAUAAUAGUGCUUAUAGACAUACACAUUAUGUGUUCUUGUAUAUACAAUGUAAAAAUAUAGCAUAAGCAAAGUACAUUCAACCAAACUCCUUAUAAACAGGAAAAAAAGAUAUGAACUUUAUCUAUGAAUUAGGAAGCCAUAUUCCAUAAACAUUUAAAUUUCAAGCUUACUGCAAUUAAAAUAUGGAAUAUGUUUCCAUAAUUUCAUAGAUUGUCAUGUUAAAAAAAAAAAAAAUGAGACUCGUGUCAAAUUAAAGGGAUAUUUUAGACCUGUAAAAAUAUUUUACCCGAUGGUAACCAGCAUAUUUGUAAAGACUGAACAAACUCUACAUCUCAUUAGUCUUAAAGUUCAUAACGCAAACUUUGAAUUCAUUGUAAAAUCCACGUAUUAUUUUUGAUGAAAGGUCAUUAGUGUUCUUAUGAUACUCCUUUCAUUGUUUAUAUAAUAGUUCUUAAUUGAUACAUACAUAAUUGAUUGAUUGGUCUGUAAACUGCUCGAACUUUUGCCACGAACGUAGACCCCGCGAUUAUUUAUUACGCCAACUAAUAUGAAUCUUCUGUAUAUCUAUCUAGAGUCGUAGUCUGACGCAUUUAAAAAAAAACCCUCAUUAAUUCGCGACGCUGUUCGCUAUGUUAGGACACGCCCACUGACAUAAUAUUAUGAAAAUAUAACAGUCCAUUUUUAGCAGUCACGUUAAAAAUAACUUGCUUAUUCCCAACAAUAUUGACAUUUAGUGAUUAAAGGCGUUUGGUUGAAAUGUGCUCGAUGAUCGACGAUACAUAUACGCUUCCUACAGUGACUUAUACAUGUAACUUUUGUAUUAUACAACGCGUUUUAUCAAUAUAAAAAUGUGACCUAACCAGUAGCGACUCAUAUAAGGCAUUUGUUUACUUCUCGUUAAAAUAUUAAAGGGCAAAGAUUUAA
This is a messenger RNA of Amyelois transitella, 7494 nucleotides long. RefSeq names its product non-canonical poly(A) RNA polymerase protein Trf4-1. NCBI's taxonomy places the organism in Eukaryota, Metazoa, Arthropoda, Insecta, Lepidoptera, Pyralidae. Gene Ontology annotation, molecular function: poly(A) RNA polymerase activity; mRNA binding. Gene Ontology annotation, cellular component: nucleolus; TRAMP complex. The coding region runs from base 230 to 1888 and encodes 552 amino acids. The transcript has 9 exons. The record is from RefSeq and is a predicted model, not a curated record. Gene Ontology annotation, biological process: RNA 3'-end processing.